Molecule: messenger RNA, 1451 nt
Organism: Phascolarctos cinereus (koala)
Lineage: Eukaryota; Metazoa; Chordata; Mammalia; Diprotodontia; Phascolarctidae
Gene: CCDC134
Product: coiled-coil domain containing 134
Source: RefSeq, a predicted model, not a curated record
CCGAGCAGGCGGCGAGGAGGCUGGACCAGCCGGGAAGGAGCGGGAGCGGGAGCGGGGUCCGUGCCACAGGCAGCAGCAGCAGCCCCCGGGGCCCCCCGCAGCGCCAGCAGCGGCGCCCGCACCGGCCCCCUGCGCACCCGAGUGAAGAAGCCCCUUUGGCCGCGGCGGCAGCACGUGGGGCGGCUCGGGCCGGGGUUCCAGGGCUUGCCGACAAGUGGGGGUGUCGUCACACCCCGCUCUGCUCCACCUCUUCCCCAGUCAGUAGCCUUAGGGCUUCCACCAUGGACCUCUCCCAGUUCUGUGCUUUCUGCUUGAUGCUGAUGCUGGCCAACACAGGUGCUUCAGACCCAGACCAGAGCUUGGAGAUCUACAAGAAGCUGUUUGCAGUGAAGCGCAAGGACCAGAUGAAGGCGCUGAAGAGCCUCGUCGAGCUGAAUGACGUCCACCAGCAGUACAAGAUCAUCGAGGUCAUGCUCAAGGGCCUCUUCAAGGUGCUGGAGGACUCCCGGGCUGUGCUGCUGGCGGCGGACGUCUUCCCCGACGGGCCCUUCCCAGAGGAUGAGAAGCUGAAGGACGCAUUCUCCCACGUGGUGGAGAACACCGCCUUCUUUGGCGACGUCGUGCUCCGCUUCCCCAAGAUUGUCCAUCACUACUUUGACCGAAAUUCCAACUGGAACCAUCUCAUCCGCUGGGGCAUCAGCUUCUGCAACCAAACAGGUGUCUUUGACCAGGGCACCUACUCCCAGCUUCUGGGCCUGAUGGCUCAGGAGCUGGGGGUUGGUGAGAGAUCCCCAGAUUACAGGAACCCCUUUACAACAGACCACUCAGAGUCCUUCCAGGAUACUGACCUCUUCCAGAAGGCCCUGAAGGAAGAGGAAAGGCGCCGGAGGAAAGAGGAGAAACGGAAGGAGAUCCGGAAGGGCCCCCGAAUCUCUCGCUCCCGGUCAGAGUUAUAGCCCUGGGCUUGCUCCCGGACUGGUGGGGCUAGGCUUCCAGAAGAGGAGGGGAUGGUGUGUGAAGGCCAGGCUCCACUGCAUUUGGAGACUGCCUCUUACCUCAGGUGGAUGGAGGACCUCCUGGCCUCUACCUGGGGACUCAGCCAUCCCACUGCUUCCCAAGGGUGCAGACAGCCGAGAAAAUGCAUCUCAUCCUGAAGUGAGGACCAGAGGUCCUGGUGGGAGUAAGCACUCUGCACCAGAAGGGCCCCGUGCUGCCCCUUUCAAGCCCAGGACCUUAAGAAGCCCAUUUUCUCCUUGGAGAAUGACUCGCUCUGCCAACCAAAGAAGUGGGUGGGGCAUCCUGGACCAAAGUGAUCCAGGCUGGGGCCUCAGCCUGGCAUCCCCUCGCCCAGAGAGGGCGCCUGCCGGGCCUCUGGGCACCACUGUGUCUUGCCAAAUGAACCACCAGCCCCUUUUGCAAAGAUAAUAAAAUAAGCAACCUCUUUAGAUACA